This is a messenger RNA of Miscanthus lutarioriparius, 252 nucleotides long. NCBI's taxonomy places the organism in Eukaryota, Viridiplantae, Streptophyta, Magnoliopsida, Poales, Poaceae. The record is from the annotation of a GenBank genome assembly.
AUGACGAGCUCCUCCUCUCCUUCCCGAAAGGCGCUGAGCAAGAUCGCUUGCAAUCGGCUGCAGAAGGAGCUCGCCGAGUGGCAGCUCAACCCCCCCGCCGGGUUCAAGCACAAGGUCUCCGAUAACCUCCAAAGGUGGGUAAUUGAGGUCACCGGAGCGGCGGGCACUCUUUACGCCGGCGAGACGUACCAGUUGCAGGUUGACUUUCCUGAGCAUUACCCUAUGGAGGCACCUCAGAUUUGUGAGUUGUGA